Messenger RNA from Maniola jurtina (meadow brown), 3244 nucleotides. Its product is annotated as zwei Ig domain protein zig-8-like. The transcript has 8 exons. Lineage: Eukaryota; Metazoa; Arthropoda; Insecta; Lepidoptera; Nymphalidae. The record is from RefSeq and is a predicted model, not a curated record. Gene Ontology annotation, cellular component: neuron projection membrane. Gene Ontology annotation, biological process: synapse organization. Bases 190 to 1146 code for a protein of 318 amino acids.
UCGUGUCGGCCGCACCGCGUGAAGCCUCCGCGCACUACACACGCCCGCCGCGAGUGUGCAAUAGUCGUGCUGUGUGCAGUGUGCUGUGCUGUGACAUGUGACGAGUGACAGCCGAGGACGCCAUGUGAGCUUGGAUACUGGCUGCUUUUACGUGGAUUCAUGUGCCGCAGCACGCGCCAGUAACGGCCCAUGGCGGCCGCGCUCGCCCUGGUGCUGCUCGCCGCCCUGCUGGCCUCCGCUGGCACUGCAGAGCGGGCGCGGCGCUCGGCAGGCGAGGCGGCCGCUGUAGAAGUGCUGCCCGCGGCGCCGGAGCACACGCACACCGAGAUGACGCAGGCCGAGAUCGACGCGGCGGCACAGGCCGAGGCCGAAGCCGCCGGGGUGCCCGCCUGGCGCGACCUGUGGUACUCCUCGCUGGAGGCGCUGCGCCGGGAGCCCACCAUCAACAACACGGAGGAGGACAUCCUGGUGCAGCUGGGCGGAGUCGCCUUCCUGCACUGUCCUGUGAGAAACCUCGGGGAGCGCGGGGUGUCCUGGGUGCGGAGACGCGACUGGCACAUCAUCAGCUCUGGAGUGUUCAUGUACACCAACGAUGAGCGGUUCCAGGUACUCCACAGUGAGGGGUCCGAUGACUGGAUUUUACAAAUUAAGUAUGUGCAAAAACGAGACAAUGGCACUUACGAAUGUCAGGUGUCGACGGGGUCGGGCACGCUGUCGCGGCUGGUGCACCUGCACAUCGUGGUGCCCGAAGCCUUCAUCCUCGGCGCGGACGAGUACCACGUGGACGCGGGCUCCACCAUCAACCUCGUCUGCAUUAUAGAGAAGAGUCCGGUGCCGCCACAGUACGUGUUCUGGUACCACAACGCGCGCAUGAUCAACUACGACGCGGCGCGCGGCGUGACGGUGGCCACGGCGCCCGGGGCGCGUACACAGUCGGCGCUGCUCAUCCGCGGCGCCGCGCCCGCGCACUCCGGCAACUACUCGUGCCGCGCCGCCAACACCGAGCCCGCGCACAUCUACGUCUACGUCUCCGAGGGCAGUGACAAGAUGGCGGCGACGCUGAGUCGCAACGGCAGCAGCGCGCGAGGCGGCUGGCUCUCCCUCCUCGUCGCGGCUUGGUCGGCCAUCUUGCGGCACUGCCUGUAGUGCAUCCAUCCGAACGUAUACAAACUCUCCACGUUUCAAAUUAACUCUAUUAUUUCGCCAGGUUAAGGUACAUUUACACAUGUGUGAAACAGGCCGAGACACACGCCGACUACCUCACAUUUCACAAAUUCAUCUCCGGUCUUGUCUUACGACCGAGCAUUGGCGACGUGGUAGUGACGCAUGUGUAAAUGAAGGGUAAGGCUUACUGUACACGGGUAACAUUAACAUUUAUGUAUCUUAACACUUUACAAAGAGCUCUCAAUUUUUCGAGAGCAGUCCCAGCGGAAUCAGUGUUUCAACGCUUUCUUGCGACUCUAGAAAGACUUUGUAAGUAGCAAUCAGAAAAGCAGGUAUUAUUGAAUUAUUUUUAAAGGAGUUCUCUCAAAUCAAACUUGCGUGGGACACGGCUCACGACGCGUAGAAGUUUAUCAAAAGAUUUAAUCUAUAAAAGUAUGUAAUAGCAAAAUAAAUUACGUGAUUACAGCGCAAUUACUAUCGGAAAAUCUAAUUGAUUCCUUCACAGUGUCGAUGAAAAGCGUUCUAGUACUUUAUGUAUCAAAAUAUUUUGGCUGCUGUUGAUUUUAAACCUAAAAAUAUUACAUUGUAGAGGACAAAUUGCUAUUUUAUUGUAAUUAAUUCACGCAAACCUUGCAACAAGUGCGUUGUAAAUUUAUGUCCCACGCAAUAUUUCAGCAGAAUUUAUAGCCUUUGUAACCCCAUUCGUGAAAAUGGUUCCGUGGCGAAAAUUACUUGCAUGGUGAUGUUUGUCGAGGGACGCAUUCUCAUAAAACAGUCACGCGUAGCUGCGCGCCCUCGCACGCGGGAACCCUAUCUGUAACUGAUGGCGCAAUUAAUCCACUUCAUUUUUACCCGGCUAUGGCAUGGUAAGAGUAAUAUGCACACCUCAACACAUGUCUUUCAAGAGGAUUUUCAUCUACUUAACUCGCAAAAAGUGACACAUGGCGAUAAAAAGCUUCUCAUUGGCAGCGCGUAGCAUCAUAUAGCGUCAUAUGCGUGAGCGAGACAAAGUUUGAGAUUACAUAUACAAUAUGUAAGAAGCUUUUUUCUGACAGGUCUCUAUACUCACGGUUUUUAUUAUGUUCUCUUGUGAAGGUGAAACCCGUGUCAGACAAGCCUAAGCGAUUUCAAUUUACUAUCAUGAACUUGUGCAAUAAUACGAGUGUGUAUGCGAGACGUUUCUGUUGAUACUUUUAAAUGUAAUUAAAUAUUAAUUCUAAUUAUAAGAAAUGAGUAUUAAAAUAAAUUAUUCUCUUCGUUUCUAUUCCAUGUGUUUAUAAUUUUAAUAAAAAGGAAUCUAAUUAAAAUUAUAAUAAUAUAAUAAAGAAUUAAUUGCUCAAAGCAAAACGUACAGAGGUUUAUUAUUCUUAACUUAAUUUGUACAAACAUUAUGUGGAUAAAAUUAAUUAAAUCGUAAGGGUGUAUUAAUUAAGUUUUGUUACUAGUGUAUUCAUCUGCGCACCAUUCAAAUUACUCUAUGAGAGCGCGCACACCGCAGACUUUUGACGAGUGUGGAAGAGCCUGGCUUCAAUACCCCUCUGAAGUAAUUGACAUUUUGCCCGCGGCUAGUUAGUGCUAGAGUUGUUUAGCAGUACUUAUGGCCAAAGACUUCUAUAGACGGGUAACGUGCUGUCAUAUUUUGAAGCAUGCUCGUAAGUGUCGUUUUACUCAAAAGUGCAUCAAAACCACGCCAGUAUUUACCUAGUCUUUGCCGCUACGCGUAAGAGUUACACACACAAGCGUACGAAUUUGUCUUCACUUUUUAAAAAUAAUAUGAGCUUUUUUUUUGCCUAGAGCUUUAUAUUAUGUUUUCAUAACAAUACAAUGAAUAGAAGCUAACUUCCAUCUUACCAUCAGUAUGAAAUUGCAUUCAAAACUUAAUAGAAACCAAAAGUCUGUGGUUUGCAGCGUCCCCAGGAGUUCAAUUAAGCUCAACGGAAUAUUUAAUGUACAUAAGUAAUUACCGAUACACUUGGUGACUGUAAAAUAUCAAUACCUUGAAGUUUGUGCGAUACAGUCGCGGAACUGACGUCAUGUAACAUAGCACUCUCCCUUGCUAAUAAACUGAUGACUCUGUUUA